ACUUUACGUGUUAAAGUAGAAAAGAACUAUAUCCUCAAACAAAAAAAAAAGCAUAAUGGGCAACUGCUAAUAUAGUAAAAAGGUUUGUCCAAAAAGCUCUCUAUAAAUAAUGAACACAAAAUGAGUUAAUGUUCCAACAAAAAUAAAACUUCUAACAUUGAGUUGUCUUUGCUUCAGACAUCCUCUCAAUGGCUGCUAUUGGUGGAAUUUCAGUUUUUGUGAUCAAUGUAUGUGUAGUUGUUGUACUCAAUAUGUUGUAUACUGCAGCUGGUGAUAGUGUGGGAGCCAAAUUUGGUUACACAGGCCCAGUAGGCCCAAAUAGUUGGGGAAAUUUGAGCCCAACAUAUUCAACUUGCUCAAAUGGAAAAUCACAAUCUCCAAUUAACAUCAUUAGUGAUAAUUGUGUUAUUAACAAAAAUUUGAAGCCCUUAAUUAUGCAAUACAAUCAUUCUGAAGUUGCUACUUUGGUUGAUAAUGGCUUUAAUGUUGGGAUAAAAUAUGGUGAUAAUGCAGGAAGAUUAAUUGUGGGUGGUAAAACUUACAACUUCAAGCAAAUGCAUUGGCAUUCACCUUCUGAACACACCAUUGAUGGAACUAGAUAUGCUGCAGAGCUUCAUCUAGUUCAUUUCUCUGAAGACAAUAAAAUAGCAGUUUUGGCAAUUCUUUUCCAUUUAGGCCAUCCUGAUCCUCUUAUGACCAAGCUUCAUAACAAAAUGAAUGAGCUAGCAAGGGAUGUAGCAACACAAAAAGAGAGACAAGUUCAACUUUCAAUUGAUACACAUGAAAUAAGGAAACAUUCUCACAAAUAUUACACAUAUACUGGUUCUUUAACUACUCCACCUUGUUCUGAAAUUGUCACUUGGUACAUCCUUGGCAAGGUGAGAUCAAUAUCAAAAGAGCAAGUAGAAGCUUUGAAAGUACUAUUGGAUCCAACAUGCAAGAGCAAUGCAAGACCAACACAACCCAUAAAUGGAAGACAAAUUCAAAUCUAUGAAGCCCAACCCAACUUCCAAUAAAUAUUGUUACUAUAUGUUAUACAUGAAUUCCCCUCAUAAAAUACUCCUUAAUUUGGUUAAACCUAAAUUCUAAUUACAUAAACACAAUAGGAGUAUAUAAGAGGAACUUUUUUUUUUACAUCUUCUUAGAAGUUUUAAUGUUGUUGCUCAUAACCUGGCUAAGGUACUAGCUAGUUUGGAUAGUAGAUAAUGUUGUACGCUCUUUUGGGCAUAUCAUGUCCCUCGAUGAAUUAAUAAAUAAAAGUUUUUGUUGAAAAAAAUCAAAA
Molecule: messenger RNA, 1282 nt
Organism: Capsicum annuum
Lineage: Eukaryota; Viridiplantae; Streptophyta; Magnoliopsida; Solanales; Solanaceae
Product: alpha carbonic anhydrase 1, chloroplastic
Exons: 7
Coding region: 189-1016 (275 amino acids)
Molecular function (GO): carbonate dehydratase activity; zinc ion binding
Source: RefSeq, a predicted model, not a curated record